This is a messenger RNA of Eutrema salsugineum, 626 nucleotides long. RefSeq lists its product as uncharacterized. The transcript is spliced from 2 exons. Bases 65 to 475 code for a protein of 136 amino acids. The record is from RefSeq and is a predicted model, not a curated record. NCBI's taxonomy places the organism in Eukaryota, Viridiplantae, Streptophyta, Magnoliopsida, Brassicales, Brassicaceae.
UCUUCUAUUAGUGUCUACCAAUUUUUUGUUACAUCACUUGCUUUUACGCGUUCUUGGAGUAGCCAUGACACAUUCACUCUCUCCUCUCUUACCGGCCACUCACGCCGGUGGCAGCCUCUCCUCUCCAUCACCGCGGUCACGGCUGCAGACUCCUCCCAUCAUCCUUGAAAUUCCAAAAAUUAAUCGCAGGACAAUUGUGGUGGGUUUAGGCGGUGCGCUGUGGAGUUGGAACGCUCUGAACGGUAAGGAAGAGGCAAUGGCGGCGGCAAGACGGCCGCCUCCGCCACCACCAGCGGAGAAGAAAGACCCGAACGUGAGCGGAGUUCAGGCGAAGGUAUUGGCGAGCAGGAAGCGUAAAGAGGAAAUGAAGGCUGCCAUGGCUAAACUUAGAGAGAAAGGCAAAUCUAUUGUUGAAGAAGAACCCUCCUCUUCUUCUUCUUCUUCUUCUUCUUCUUCUUCUUCUUCUGAUCAAUAGCAUCCACGCAAAAAAUAUAAACCUUUUCAUUCAUCUGUCACUACCAAAUUUAUCCCUAUAAUGUUAAUUCACUCUAGCUACUCUAUGUAUUUUCAUUUAUUCUUAUGGUGAUUCUAUGGUAUCAGAUCCAUAAGUAACUUAACUUUCAUUA